Messenger RNA from Fraxinus pennsylvanica, 327 nucleotides. The record is from the annotation of a GenBank genome assembly. NCBI's taxonomy places the organism in Eukaryota, Viridiplantae, Streptophyta, Magnoliopsida, Lamiales, Oleaceae.
AUGAACAUUUUCUGUGGGAGCUUGAGCUUGAGGUUUGAUGAAAUUAGGUGCCCAUCAAAAAGAGUUGGGAGAUCCAACAGUUCAUUGGUGGCUUCAGAUGUUGCAAGAAUUACUUCUUACGAAAGGCUUUCUGAAUCUACACGCUAUGAAUCAAAUACUGGCUGUUCGAUGAGGAGGAGAGCUUGGAGUUGUGUUAUGAAGGUCUUUUCUUUCAAGAAAAUGAUUGAUGGACAAACCACCACACCACGAGGGGCAGAAAAGGCUAAGAAAAGGCGGUCUUCUUGGCUCCCCAAUCCUCAUCAAAGGUGGCCAGUUCAAGGAUGGUAG